Messenger RNA from Caenorhabditis angaria, 2285 nucleotides. NCBI's taxonomy places the organism in Eukaryota, Metazoa, Nematoda, Chromadorea, Rhabditida, Rhabditidae. The record is from the annotation of a GenBank genome assembly.
AUGUCUGAAAAUCAAAGGUAAAACUAUCUAGCAGAAAAAUAUAGAAAUUAUCGAUUUUCCAGCACAACAUCUGAAACAACGGAUAAAAAAGAGCUGCUAGAAGAAGAAGAGGAAGAUGGGCGGUCGAAUAAAGGAGUUAGCGAAUAUUAUCAAAAGCAAAAUGAGAUGUUGGAGAAUUUUAAGAAUGAUAGUGAACAAAUCGAAGCGUUUAAUCGGAUGAAAUCGCGGAAAAAUGAAGAAAAUUCGGUGAAAACACAGGAUUCUUUGAUGUAAAUGCUGAAAAAUCUCGGAUUUUAAUGCAAUUUUUUGCAGAAAUCGACAUCAGGAUAAUCUAAAAGAAGAGGAGAAGCUGAAUAAAGCUGCAAAACGUCUAGCAAACAUCACACUAGGUGUUAAUUUCACUUUGAUGAUUGCAAAAAUCAUGGCAUCGGUGUUAUCCGGAUCAAUGUCGAUUAUUUCGUCGAUGGUGGAUUCGGUGGUUGAUUUGACGUCAGGCUUGAUUUUGUCGAUUUCGAAUCGAAUGAUUCGAAAGAGGGAUCCGUAUUUGUAUCCGAGGGGCAGGACGAGAUUGGAGCCAUUGGCUCUUGUAAGGGAUUUUGGGGAAUUCGGUCAAAACUUGGUCUAGAAACCAGAUUUUUGCUGAAAAUUAGCUUGAUAAUGGAAUUUUUGGUCAAAACUUGGUCUAGAAACCAGAUUUUUGGUGAAAAUUAGCUUGGAAAUUGAAUUUUUGGUCAAAACCAGGUCUAGAAACCAGAUUUUUGGUAACAAUUAGCUUGGAAAUUGAAUUUCUGACCAAAAAAGGCUUAGAAACCAGAUUUUUGGUGAAAAAUAGCCACAUACAGUGAUUUUUGACCAAAACCACGUCUGGAAACCAGAUAUUGCGUCAAAAUUAGCCCUAAAAUCGAAUUUCUGGUCAAAAAAAGCUCAGAAACUAGAUUUCUUGUGGAAAUUAGCAUCAGACAGUGCUUUUGGGUCAAAACCAUGUCUAGAGGCCAAAUUUUACUUGAAAAACCCGUUUUUUGGACGAUUUUCAGUGUAGAACAGCUGGAAAUUCGGAUUUUUGGUUAAAAUUAAGCCUAGAAAUCGAUUUUCUGGUGAAAAUGACUCUGAAAAUCGGAAAUUUGGUCAAAAUUUCGAUUUGAAGCUAUUUCUCCCGGAUUUUCUAUCACGAAAAGGCAAAAAUUUAUCCCCUGAGCUUAAAAAAAUCUUGAUUUUCAGAUCCUAAUUAGUGUAAUUAUGGGAAUGGCAAGUGUUCAAUUGAUUAUUUCGUCAGCCAAUCGAAUUAGUGAUAAAUGUGAGUAUUUCGCGUGGAAAUUAUCGAUUUUUUGGUCAUUUUUCAUCAAAAAUUCACAAAUUUUCAGUGAAUAACAUUGCCGAUCCUUUGGAUGUCACCUACAUAACCGUCGGAAUUAUGCUGACCACAGUCUGCACCAAAUUCUUGCUGUUCAUGAUAUGCCAAAAGUACAAAUCCAACCCGUCGAUCAAGGUUUUGGCGAUGGAUCAUCGAAAUGAUUGCAUUUCGAAUUUGAUGACAUUGGGAUGCGCGUGGAUGGGCAAAAAGUGGGUGAAUUUACGAUGCUCCGCGUUUACUCUUCGCUGCGGAAUCGCGGAGUAUCGUAAAAAUCAUCAAAAUCAACAGAUUUUCAUCAUUUCUUCACCAAAAAAUCGCAUUUUUCAGCUAUUGGUACUAUAUGGAUCCAAUCGGCGCAAUUCUCGUCUCAUUUUACAUUCUAUACACAUGGAUUCGAACAGGACGAACUCACGCCCUGAUGUUAUCCGGAAAAUCGGCAGCUCCUGAAUUUAUCAAUCGAAUUAUUAAAGUUGGAAUUGAUCAUGAUAAGAGAAUUACGCAUAUUGAUACGGUCUAUGUCUAUCAUUUUGGAUUGAAGUUUUUGGUUGAGGUGAGGAUUUUGGGAGGGGUUUUGGAACGAACAACUGAAUGUUUCGCACGCUUUGAGUGUUUUUAGCACGAAAAUUCGGAUUUUUGAGCAAUUUUUAAACAGAAAUCUCGAUUUUUGAAGGUGCGAUGCGUUUAAACACGAAUUUUGCUCAAAACUUUGUUUUCUCCCAUUUUUAUUUUUGUUUUUCCCCCAAAAUUUUCAAUUUUCCACCCAAAUUUUCAGAUGCACAUAGUUUUGGAUCAGAAAAUGCCACUAAAAGAAGCGCACGAUAUUGCGGAAUCGCUUCAAACCAAUAUCGAAUCACUACCAGAAGUCGAAAGAGCAUUUGUGCAUACAGAUUAUGAUUUUACUCAUCAUCCACAUGAUGAACACAAAAAUGUAUAG